Messenger RNA from Puccinia graminis f. sp. tritici CRL 75-36-700-3, 351 nucleotides. RefSeq lists its product as uncharacterized. NCBI's taxonomy places the organism in Eukaryota, Fungi, Basidiomycota, Pucciniomycetes, Pucciniales, Pucciniaceae. The transcript has 2 exons. The record is from RefSeq and is a predicted model, not a curated record. The coding region runs from base 1 to 351 and encodes 116 amino acids.
AUGGAAAACCAAGCUUUAAGCAAUGCUAUCCAAAGCCAAACCCCAGGCACACAACCCAAGGGCAACAACAACCCAAACCCCUCCAAUACACCCACCAAAAAAAAGCAGAAUAGCGAGGAAGCCAACAAUCCACCUGGGAACAACCAAGGUACUGGAAAACACCCAUUCACCCAAGAAGAAAAUCAAACCCAAUCCGUCAAAGGAACCCAGGCAAAAAUCAUGAAAGAAGCGCUGGAGGCGCAAAUACUGGGCAACGAAAAAAAAGCGAAUCAACUCCUAACGCUUUUACAAUCAAGCAAACUCGGAAAGAAGUCAAACCCCAACUCUAAAACAAGGGGAAUUGAGGACUAA